AUGGGCUGCGAUUGUGAAGGGCUCCACCCUGUGCAGAGGGAGGGACUUGAAGCUGGGGAAGUCGUCAUUGCGUUUGAAGAUCUGUUGGGUGAGAUGUUGGUCGACUUGCUUCACAAACGAGAUUUGGGAAGAGCCUCCAAUCAGCUCGACCUCGGCAAUAUUCCUAAAGAUUCUGGAGUCUUGGAGCAGAGCGCUGAGGAGAUUUCGGAUUCUCUGGAACAAGGGCUCGGUCAUUUGUUAGAAUUCUGCUCUAAAGAAGGGAAAAUAAGGAAAAAAAUUAUCCAUGGUUAA
Molecule: messenger RNA, 291 nt
Organism: Bursaphelenchus xylophilus (pine wood nematode)
Lineage: Eukaryota; Metazoa; Nematoda; Chromadorea; Rhabditida; Aphelenchoididae
Source: the annotation of a GenBank genome assembly